ACACUCCGUCCUAUGAAGAGCAGAACAAGAGUACACGGGAUGUAUCGUGUCAAUUCUUCAUUGAGCUUGUCACUGAAAUUGCGAGUGGGAUAAAAUGAAAAAAGUAAUUAUAGUUGUGAAGAAUUCAUGUUGAUUGUGAAUUAUAGAAACAUUUAUUUUCAUCAAAGGAAUGGACAAUUCUACUCUAUCUUUAUUUAUUGGAAUAGCGAUUUGAUUAGAUAACCUCAAAAAUAGUGGUUAUGAACUUUGCUCACAUGUGUUAGAUAUCUGCUAGUAUAAUAACUCGCGUUAUAUACAUCGGUUCAUAAGGUUCUAGACUUCUAUUGAAUAUUUUAUUUUUUUGUUACUGUGUCUGUACGGAUGAAUGAUACUAUGAAUCUAUCACCGUUAGAAACUUGUGUGAAACUUCCUCUAUGUUUCAAAGAGCUAGAAGAAGUUACCGACAAGGCAAAAGAUUGGCUGCUUAUGCAUGGGGCUUGCAUGAGAUGCAGAGAGCAUUUAGAUAAGGACGAGGUACGUUUCGCUCCCUUCGUCUUAUUGCCAUCGGCUUUUCCACGCAAGGAAUUUGAAAAAGCCAGAAAAGUACAAACAAUUCUUAAUGAAUUGACGCACCAAGUUGCCCAUGAUCACAAUUUCAUUACAGAAACCUUGAAAAGCACAGUUGAAGUCGAUGAUUUCACUGCCAGAUUGUUUGGUAUUUAUGAAACUGUGCAUGCCGAAGGCUUCAAGCAGAGUAUCAGUUUAGGAUUGCUGCGAUCCGAUUACUUGCUGCAUAAUCUACAUGAAACCAAUAUAAUGCAAGUUGAAAUGAACACUAUAGCUUCUAGCUUUGCUGGCAUAGCAACUACUAUCACACAUUAUCACAGAUAUAUUUUGAAAGAAUUGGAAUGUGAAGACAAAUUGAAAAAUAUUCCUGAAAACCAUGCGCUGUCUGGUCUUUGCGAAGGUUUAAUUGAGGCGUGGAAAUUAUACAAUAAUAAACGAGCUGUUAUAUUAUUCAUCAUUGAAGAUACAACGAUUAAUAUAUGUGACCAAAGGUUUCAUGAAUUUCUAAUUCGCGAGAAGAAUUCGUCUAUAAAAGUUAUUAGGAAAUCUUUAGGACAAGUAGCUUCUGAAGCACAUCUUAAUCAAAAUCAAGACUUAAUUGUUGGAAAUUCUACAGUAGCUGUAGUAUACUUUCGUUCCGGUUAUGAACCAGCACAAUACCCUACAGAACAUGAGUGGUCUGCUAGAUUGAUGAUAGAAAGAUCGUCAGCCAUUAAAUGCCCUUCAAUCCAAUAUCAUCUAGCUGGAACAAAAAAGGUUCAACAGGCAUUAGCUGUAAAGGGUACAAUUGAAAAAUAUUUUAAAGAUAGGAGUAUAGUGGAAAAGAUAAGAACUGUAUUCACUGGACUUUAUUCAUUAGAUUUCGAUGAAAAUGGGGAAGGAGAAAAAGCAGUAACAAUGGCCUUGAAAGAACCAGGAAGAUUCGUACUAAAGCCGCAACGAGAGGGGGGAGGAAAUAAUGUAUACGGGAAAGAUGUGCUCACACAACUAAAAGCUAUGAGGGACUCUAAAGAACGUACAGCAUGGAUACUUAUGGACCGCAUCCAUCCACCACUGCAAGAAAAUUAUUUAAUCCGCCCAGGGAAUACAGAUGAGCUUAAAACACAAAAUCUUGUGUCCGAACUUGGGAUUUACGGAGUUAUUCUUGGCGAUUCAAACGAGGUAAAAAUUAACAAACAGGUCGGCCAUGUCCUGCGAACAAAACCAGCGAGUUCAGAUGAAGGAGGCAUUGUUGCAGGUGCAGGAGCUCUCGACAGCCCUUACCUUGUGCAAUGAAAUAUUGCAAAAUUUUAAGAUACGUAUCAGAAUGCAAGAGUUAUUAAUAAAUUCACGAAACGACGAUAAACACAAAUUGGAAUAGGAAUAGAAACGGUAGAACUUGGCAUUAAAUUCAGUGUUAUGUGUACAUCAGUUUUAGUAAUAUUUGCACAAACAAAGAGCUGAUUUAAAUAAGGUUCAAUUAAAUGAUCAAAUUCAGCGUUCAAAUUUUUCUGGCAAAUAUUUGUGAAUAAUUUUAUUCAAGUCAAUAAUCUCUUUAUUACCAACCAUUCAUUGUUUUCAUUGGACUUAAAAAUGUACACAAUUGUAUUACAAUUAUCGUUGUUGUUAUUGUUAUUACCGUUAGUAAUUGAUAACGUAACACAUAGUUAUUUGCGCACAAGGCUUAAUUCAAUUCACGUUUAUAAAACAAACAGAGAAUUGGCUGUUAAAUAAAAAUGCAUAUUUUUCGAAAGACAGUUAAACAUCUGUAUUUUUAUAGAUUAAAUGAUAAUUAUCCACGGGACACGCGAAAAAUGAAUUUUAUCGGUGUAUCUCGGUUAUAUGAAUACGUUAUAGGUAUGUAUGUAUAGUAGAGUGUUUCAUUUUUAAAAGAUUUUAGAUUUUACUGUGGGCUCAUGCAGUAAAUUCUUUCUUCUGGUUUACAAAAAAACUUCAAAAAGACUGAGAAGUUCAGCACCAGUUUUAAGGUGUGCUAAUGUCGAUGUUCCCUUUUCUAGUCUAAUCGUUUUUUCACACCCCAAAACUAGUGCUACAUUGCUCAAUCUUUUCAAGGAUUCUUUUUAGAUUAGAUGCAACGAAUUUUUGCAUACGCCAGUAGAAAAAUCCAAAUUUUUUCAACUGUGAUACACCCUGAUGUAUAGGUUUAAGUAGCGGAGUUUUAUUUUGUUGCCUAUUGUAAAAAGAAAAAUCUUCUGAAUUUACUUUAAGGAAUCCCAGUUUAAUAUGAACUAUCCAUGGAUUCAAUUAACAACGGCUUUUGCAUUUAUAUUCAGCAUAUAUAACUCAUUAAUUGGACACGGAUGUCCUACAAAAUAUUAUAUAAAUUAUAAAGUGUUACCUGAACUGGUACUACAUAGGGGUAAUAAAAAUAAAAAUAUUCAUGAAUGAUUUUAGCCACGAACACGUUGAUUCGACUGUUGAAAUUCCUUACGCAUGCAUUUGCAUUGGUAUCGAAGAACAGUCGAUCAAUACGACGUAUGUUAAUAGAAUUUUGCUAGAUCGAGCAUGUUCUAAAAAUAUAUACAAUUACUUUUGGUUUUUUAAUGGUUAAUGACUUCAUUUUGAUAUUUUAUUAACGAAAAUAAAGUGAAAUAUAUAUUUACAAA
Molecule: messenger RNA, 3152 nt
Organism: Neodiprion fabricii
Lineage: Eukaryota; Metazoa; Arthropoda; Insecta; Hymenoptera; Diprionidae
Product: glutathione synthetase-like
Exons: 11
Coding region: 361-1821 (486 amino acids)
Biological process (GO): glutathione biosynthetic process
Cellular component (GO): cytosol
Molecular function (GO): glutathione binding; glutathione synthase activity; ATP binding
Source: RefSeq, a predicted model, not a curated record